UCCUGUCCCCCAGAACAGCACAGCGCGGGGAACGGUCGCAGGUUGCCUUUGGAAAGGGCCUCCCGCGGGUUCCCCUUCCGUUCUGCCUGGCGACUUCCGCUCUCGGCCCAGCAACAUGGACGCUGCAACCCGCCGGCCGGGCGGCCGCUGAGCAGUCGCGGAAGCUUCCCCACUUGAGUGGCGGCCGGCCCGCCUCUCUGCCCUCCCGCCCCACGCUCGCCUCCCUGCGGCCGGCCGGCCCGGCCCUACAUGGGGGCGGGCCUCCGCAGCUUGGGCUCGGCUUCCUGUUCAGAGGCGGCCUGGCGCUAGGCGGCGGCCACUCUGCCCGCGCCCGCCUCGGUGCGGUCACCGAGCCCGGGAGGAGGCUCCAGGGCCGCAUCUCAGGCGGUUGCCCCGAGCCGGGCUGUACGCCGCCAUGGCCCCAGUGCAGCUGGACAACCACCAGCUGAUCCCUCCUGGCGGCGGCGGUGGCAGCAGCGGCGGCGGAGGCAGCAGCAGUGGCUCCGCGUCUGCCCCGGCUCCCCCGCCGCCCGCAGCCGCUGUGGCGGCGGCAGCUGCGGCGGCAGCUAGCCCCGGCUACCGGCUUAGCACGCUCAUCGAAUUUCUGCUCCACCGGGCCUACUCGGAGCUUAUGGUGUUGACGGACUUAUUGCCAAGGAAAUCUGAUGUGGAAAGGAAAAUAGAAAUUGUACAGUUUGCUAGCCGGACACGUCAACUCUUCGUUCGAUUAUUAGCUUUAGUAAAAUGGGCCAAUGAUGCUGGCAAAGUAGAGAAGUGUGCGAUGAUCUCAAGCUUUUUAGAUCAGCAAGCUAUCUUAUUUGUGGAUACCGCUGACCGCUUGGCCUCCUUAGCUAGAGAUGCCCUGGUCCAUGCACGCCUGCCUAGUUUUGCUAUCCCAUAUGCCAUUGAUGUACUGACUACUGGCUCUUAUCCACGGCUUCCAACCUGCAUCAGGGACAAAAUUAUUCCUCCAGACCCAAUUACCAAAAUUGAGAAACAAGCCACACUUCAUCAGCUUAAUCAGAUUCUUAGACAUAGGCUUGUAACGACAGAUCUUCCUCCACAGCUAGCAAAUCUUACAGUGGCAAAUGGCCGUGUGAAGUUUCGAGUUGAAGGAGAAUUUGAAGCAACCUUGACAGUGAUGGGUGAUGACCCAGAAGUCCCAUGGCGUCUUCUCAAGCUAGAAAUUCUAGUUGAGGAUAAGGAAACAGGAGAUGGGCGAGCUUUGGUUCAUAGCAUGCAAAUCGAUUUUAUCCAUCAGCUGGUCCAGUCUAGGCUCUUUGCUGAUGAGAAACCUCUUCAGGACAUGUACAACUGCCUACAUUGUUUCUGCUUAUCGCUUCAACUAGAAGUAUUACAUUCCCAGACACUAAUGUUAAUCCGAGAGAGGUGGGGAGACCUUGUACAGGUGGAAAGAUACCAUGCUGGAAAGAGCCUCUCCCUCUCAGUUUGGAAUCAACAGGUUCUAGGGAGAAAAACAGGCACAGCAUCUGUUCACAAAGUUACAAUUAAAAUCGAUGAGAAUGAUGUCUCCAAGCCUUUACAGAUUUUUCAUGAUCCUCCUUUGCCAGCUUCUGAUUCUAAAUUAGUAGAAAGAGCCAUGAAGAUUGACCACUUAUCAAUAGAAAAGCUCCUGAUUGACAGUGUACACGCACGAGCCCACCAGAAGCUGCAGGAACUGAAGGCCAUUCUUAGAAGCUUCAAUGCCAAUGAAAACUCUUCCAUAGAGACUGCACUUCCAGCUCUUAUUGUACCCAUCUUGGAGCCUUGUGGUAGUUCGGAGUGCCUACACAUUUUUGUAGAUUUGCAUUCUGGAAUGUUCCAAUUGAUGCUUUAUGGACUUGACCCAGCCACUCUGGAGGACAUGGAAAAAUCUUUGAAUGAUGACAUGAAGCGGAUCAUCCCUUGGAUUCAGCAACUUAAGUUUUGGCUGGGACAACAGCGUUGCAAACAAUCUAUAAAACAUCUGCCUACAAUAACCACUGAAACGUUGCAGCUUGCCAACUAUUCAACACAUCCCAUUGGAAGCCUUUCUAAGAAUAAACUGUUUAUUAAACUUACUCGUCUUCCACAGUACUACAUUGUUGUGGAGAUGCUUGAGGUUCCUAAUAAGCCUACGCAGCUAUCAUAUAACUAUUACUUUAUGUCGGUGAGUACUGCCGAUCGUGAGGACAGCCCUGUCAUGGCACUGCUGCUGCAGCAAUUCAAAGACAACAUCCAGGACCUGAUGUCCUAUACAAAGACUGGGAAACAGACCAGAACUGGUACCAAGCACAAGUUGUCUGAUGACCCAUGUCCGAUAGACUCCAAGAAAGCCAAACGGUCAGGAGAAAUGUGUGCCUUCAAUAAAGUUCUAGCUCACUUUGUUGCUAUGUGUGACACCAACAUGCCAUUUGUUGGUCUUCGAUUGGAGUUGUCUAACCUCGAGAUACCACAUCAGGGAGUGCAAGUGGAAGGUGAUGGCUUCAGCCAUGCAAUUCGCUUAUUAAAGAUUCCUCCCUGUAAAGGAAUAAGUGAGGAAACACAGAAGGCCCUGGACCGCUCUCUUCUUGAUUGCACUUUCCGUUUACAAGGUAGAAAUAACCGAACUUGGGUGGCAGAGUUAGUGUUUGCAAAUUGUCCGCUUAAUGGCACUUCCACCAGGGAGCAAGGACCAUCCCGACAUGUUUACCUGACGUAUGAAAAUUUGUUGUCUGAACCUGUUGGUGGUAGAAAAGUAGUUGAAAUGUUUCUUAAUGACUGGAGUAGCAUUGCCCGAUUAUACGAGUGUGUGUUGGAAUUUGCACGUUCUCUACCAGAAAUACCUGCUCAUCUGAAUAUUUUCUCAGAAGUUCGUGUUUAUAAUUAUCGAAAGCUAAUCUUAUGUUACGGAACCACCAAAGGAAGCUCAAUUAGUAUCCAGUGGAACUCCAUUCAUCAGAAAUUUCACAUUGCAUUGGGAACAGUUGGACCGAACUCAGGUUGCAGUAACUGUCACAAUACUAUUCUCCAUCAACUUCAAGAAAUGUUCAACAAAACACCAAAUGUGGUUCAGUUAUUACAGGUUUUGUUUGAUACUCAGGCACCAUUAAAUGCUAUCAACAAACUCCCUACUGUUCCAAUGUUGGGCUUGACCCAGAGAACUAACACCGCCUACCAGUGUUUCUCCAUUUUACCGCAAUCAUCCACCCACAUCAGACUGGCCUUCAGGAACAUGUACUGCAUUGACAUAUACUGCCGUAGUCGAGGCGUCGUGGCAAUACGGGACGGUGCCUAUAGUCUUUUUGACAACAGCAAGUUAGUUGAAGGCUUCUAUCCUGCACCAGGAUUAAAGACUUUCCUGAACAUGUUUGUUGAUAGCAAUCAAGAUGCUCGGAGAAGAUCUGUAAAUGAGGAUGAUAACCCUCCUUCUCCUAUAGGAGGUGAUAUGAUGGACUCUUUAAUAUCACAGCUCCAGCCACCUCAGCAACAGCCAUUUCCAAAGCAGCCAGGGACAUCAGGCGCUUACCCUCUUACUUCACCCCCUACAUCCUAUCACAGCACAGUUAAUCAGUCCCCCUCUAUGAUGCACACACAGUCUCCAGGAACCCUUGACCCUAGUUCUCCAUACACUAUGGUGUCACCAAGUGGACGAGCUGGAAACUGGCCUGGGUCUCCUCAAGUGUCUGGACCCUCACCAGCAACCCGUUUGCCUGGAAUGUCACCAGCUAACCCAUCUCUGCAUUCUCCUGUUCCAGAUGUUUCUCAUUCUCCUCGAGCUGGCACAAGUUCCCAGACAAUGCCAACCAACAUGCCUCCACCUCGAAAACUACCUCAGCGCUCCUGGGCAGCAUCUAUACCCACCAUUCUCACUCAUAGUGCCUUGAACAUCUUACUGCUACCCUCUCCAACGCCAGGCCUUGUGCCUGGCCUGGCAGGUAGUUACCUUUGUUCCCCACUUGAGAGAUUCCUUGGAUCUGUCAUCAUGAGACGACACCUUCAAAGAAUUAUCCAACAGGAAACGUUGCAGCUGAUCAAUUCCAAUGAACCUGGUGUAAUCAUGUUCAAGACAGAUGCCCUGAAAUGCAGAGUAGCCCUUAGUCCCAAAACCAACCAGACCCUUCAGCUAAAAGUGACACCUGAAAAUGCAGGACAAUGGAAACCUGAUGAGCUUCAAGUUUUGGAGAAAUUCUUCGAAACAAGAGUUGCAGGACCGCCAUUUAAAGCCAACACACUUAUAGCCUUCACCAAGCUGUUGGGAGCGCCGACACACAUCCUCCGGGACUGUGUGCACAUAAUGAAGUUGGAGUUGUUCCCAGACCAAGCAACGCAGCUGAAAUGGAACGUUCAGUUUUGCCUCACCAUCCCUCCCAGUGCACCACCAAUUGCACCUCCUGGGACACCAGCUGUGGUCCUGAAAUCCAAAAUGCUAUUUUUUCUUCAACUAACUCAGAAAACAUCAGUCCCUCCCCAAGAACCUGUUAGUAUAAUAGUUCCAAUUAUUUAUGAUAUGGCUUCAGGUACCACUCAGCAGGCAGACAUUCCCAGACAGCAGAACUCUUCUGUUGCUGCGCCAAUGAUGGUCAGCAACAUUCUGAAGAGGUUUGCAGAGAUGAACCCUCCACGACAAGGUGAAUGCACAAUAUUUGCAGCUGUUCGUGAUUUAAUGGCUAAUCUUACACUGCCCCCUGGUGGGCGUCCAUAGACACUAUUGUUUUUAAACCAGGAAGGCUGACUAAUGAAACAAAACAACACACACACACACAAAAAGGCUGAAUUCAGCCUUCAGUUUUAAAAAUGAAAAGGACUUUUUUUUUUAACCUUAAGAGCUAAAUAUUCUAAACUGGCAACAUUUUCAGGGUGCACUUCAUCAAAAAGACCAUCAAAUUUUUUGUAUAGUGAACUUGUAUAGUGUGUUUAAAAUGCGACACAUUUCAAACUAGGUAACAGAUCAGUGUCCUCGUGCCAGUAAUAGAUUUAAUAUUCUGUUUUAUACUAUAAAAUAAUGAAAAUGCCAAACUUGUUUAUUUAAUUGUUUUCUUAUGUUUUGGGUGUAAUGGUCCUUUUUGAUUUUUUUUUUUUUAAGGCAGGUCUGUCAGUUUUGAAUACUGUAAAACUGUGACAAACUUUAUAUUGAAGCUGUAUUUUAAUAUGCCCGCUUUGAAUCCUUACUCCGAAAUGGUUUUGGGAGCUGUUAAACACAUCCCAAAGAAGCAAUAUUUAAUAAAACUAGGAUCUAAAAGAGACACUCACUUGUGUAUGUAUAAGCUCUCUAGAGUUCUUAGGGCCUCCCUUCAUCUUUAACCUGGUGGGGCCAGUCAGUUUUUCAAUUAUAUAUGUCUGAAAUUUGACCAAAAACAUUCUUGUUUUAAGGUUAGUUUCUUCAGCCAUUCCUCACCUGACUGGUGAUAGUAUUUAGCACCUCAGUUGUUUUUCAGUAUAGGAUUUCGAUAAAACAAAAGAGCUUUGUCUUAUAAAGAGAGUGAUUUAUAAUGAUCAAGGAUCCCAAAUAAUACGAUUCUCGUGUGUGAGAAAAUGGGAACCUUUUUGCUAGGAAAAUGUCAUUUUUAAGGUAUACUUAAAAAUGUAUACAGCAUUAACUAGGAACAAAAAACGUGACUGCUCUAAUUUGCAUGACGUUUUUCUUUUAUCUUAUUUAACUUUUUACCUUCGCCAGCCCAUUUGGGGUUGUUCUAAACAAUCUCAAUUUAAUCUGUCGUCAGCAAAACAAUAGGACGUUUUGCUGGUCACAACCUAGUCCAGUCAUUUAAAAAGUCCACAGUGCAGUGCCUGUCCAGUGUUCAGUGGAGUUUCUGGCACUGGUACGUCUCAAUAGGAUUUCUUUUUAAGAGUACUGUACUGUUUCUUGCAGCCAGUCAGGGACUUUUUAAACUUUAAUGAAUAUGGUGUGAUUCAAAUGUCAUCUGAUAACUUGAUGUUAUUUGGAGCAGUUUUUUUUUGUUGUUUUGUUUUGUGUGUUUUUUUUUUAAAUGAUAAUAUCAUGCUGAGUUAUCUAGACAAUGUAUUAUCCUUGAUGAAAUUUUAGAUGUUUGUCUGAUUACAUUUUAAGAUGAUUGAGCUUCUACAAGUAUAACCAUGAGAUUCUAGUUUUUUAAGUAUCUUACUGCAACUGUAUCAUGUGUUCUCCUCAACUUGGCUUGAGUCUCCCUUUGCAGUCAGAGUUGAGGCCUUCUUUGUCUUCUUUGUCUUUUUUCUGCUUUCAUCUCCUGCUUUUCACCCAACUCUGCCACUGUUCCAGAGUAGGGGACUAAACUUUUCUUCUUCCUUUAGCUUAACCUUUUUCUCCUUCUGUUUCCAGUUCUCUUCACAGUACUAAUCACAUGGGUUCGGCAAUCUAAGAUGUCUUGAUCAGGAGCCAAUCCUUUUCUAUUUGGAGCUGAAUCCUAGCUUUCAUGUAGAAAUCUACAUGUAUAUACAAGAAAUGUAUUUUUAUCUGCAGGAUGAUAUUGUUUCAAAUAAUUUUAUUAAUAGAAUUAACUUUUCAGGUAUUUUCUCUUUUAAGUGUGGUUUUAAAAUGUUAAAUGAAUUUUUAUACAUGAUGCAUUCAAUGGCUACUUUUUUCCUAAUUAUAACACCUUUGAAUGCAUUGUGUAAAUCAAGUAAGAUAGGAUUCAAUGAACAGAAUUUGAUUUUGAUGCUUAUUAAGAGUAAACCAAUGAAUUUGAAUUUUGAUAUCAUGCUUGGUACUUGGAAUUGGUAUAUACUUUAUUAAAGCUUGGAAAUACUUAGCAUUUGAAUCGUAACUUUCAUCACGAACCAUGUCUUUUGCCUCUUUUGUUAACCAGAUUCAAUCAAAGAAACUGGAUGCCAUAGUGAUUUUUCUCUAGUAGGUGGUUUGGAACUUGAUUUUAAGGUGUUUUCAAUGUGAUUUUAGUAUUUACGGUAAUAAAUAAAAUUUAUACAAGUUUCAGAGAACUACCAACUCUCUUUGGUGAAGAUGUUUUGGGUUGUAAUCCUGGCUUAGU
This is a messenger RNA of Mus caroli (Ryukyu mouse), 6944 nucleotides long. RefSeq names its product mediator complex subunit 14 (gene Med14). The record is from RefSeq and is a predicted model, not a curated record. Gene Ontology annotation, biological process: regulation of transcription by RNA polymerase II. Gene Ontology annotation, cellular component: core mediator complex; mediator complex. Gene Ontology annotation, molecular function: transcription coregulator activity. NCBI's taxonomy places the organism in Eukaryota, Metazoa, Chordata, Mammalia, Rodentia, Muridae.